Molecule: messenger RNA, 1565 nt
Organism: Sitodiplosis mosellana (orange wheat blossom midge)
Lineage: Eukaryota; Metazoa; Arthropoda; Insecta; Diptera; Cecidomyiidae
Gene: Gasp
Product: protein obstructor-E
Exons: 6
Coding region: 116-892 (258 amino acids)
Cellular component (GO): extracellular region
Molecular function (GO): chitin binding
Source: RefSeq, a predicted model, not a curated record
UGGGUAUAAAAAGAGAACGUAAAAGUUGCUCACAGCACAGUUGAUACGAAAUUUUUGUGUGUUUUUGUAUUUAGUAGAGACCGGAUUGUAAAGCGACGAUCAAAUUCGAUUCAAAAUGAAACAGUGCUUAGUUUUGAUUAUUGCCUUGUUCGGAGCCGCUGUGGCCCAAGAAAGCUUCAAAUGCCCAGAUGACUUUGGCUUCUACCCACAUGAAACAUCGUGUGAUAAAUAUUGGAAAUGUGAUAAUAAUGUAGCUGAAUUGAAAACAUGCGGAAACGGUCUUGCUUUCGAUGCAUCGGAUAUGAAAUUCUUGACAGAAAACUGUGAUUAUUUGCACAACGUUGACUGCGGCGAUCGUACCCAACUUGAACCAGCAAUUUCAACCACACACUGUUCUCGUUUGUACGGUAUUUUCGCCGAUGAAAACAAAUGCGACGUUUUCUGGAACUGCUGGAACGGUGAAGCAAGCCGUUAUCAAUGUUCACCUGGAUUGGCUUAUGAUCGUGAAGCUCGUGUUUGCAUGUGGGCUGACCAAGUUCCAGAAUGUAAAAACGAAGAAGUUGCCAACGGAUUCGCUUGCCCAGCACCAGGUGAAGUUUCAAAUGCCGGUUCAUUCUCGCGUCAUGCUCAUCCAGAAGAUUGCCGAAAAUAUUACAUCUGCUUGGAAGGUGUUGCACGUGAAUAUGGUUGCCCAAUCGGAACAGUAUUCAAAAUUGGAGACAGCGAUGGUACUGGCAACUGCGAAGACCCAGAAGAUGUUCCAGGAUGCGAAGACUACUACGGAGACUUGGAUUUGAAGAGCAUUCGUAAGAGUGAAUUGUUAGCUGGUAUUGCAACCACAUCAAACAAACAACCACAUAAACCACGUCCAGCCGCCGAAAAGGAAGCGUAAAUUAAGGACACAAUUGUUUGCCUUUCCUUUUCUACUUAGUUAAACAAAACAAAAAAAAAACUUUACCUUAUAAUCUGUGUCUCGAAAUAAUUUAUAAUAUAUUAUUUGACAAAAAAAAGAAAAAGAAAUAAAACGAAAAAAAUAAUAAAAAACAAAACAAAAAUUCAAUCAACCGACCACAAAACAAUCAAUAGAAGGAUGAAAAAUAAAUUAUGACAAUGUGAAAGAACAAGAAUAGAAGACAACAUUAUCAAAAACAAAACACACACACACACACACAACCAAUGUGGAAUCACAUUUAUUUUGCAAUAUCCAACAAAUAAAAAUGAAAAUAAACAUUGAUUGUCUUAUUGUUUCAUUUCGAAAAUGUCCCCGUCAUUUGAGCCAAUCCAAAACAAAAUCAUUUGUUAUGUUUUCACACACGAAUUGUUUUCGAUGUUCCACGUCAUUUCUUUUUUUCUUGUUGGCAUCAUUCAAAAUUGCGAGAACACGAGACGUUUUAUUAUUAUAGUGGAUACGUAUUUUUUUCUUCUUCUUAAGAAUUAUUACAAGAACAACUUUUUCUUUGCCUUGCGUCCAACAGACAAAAACGGCAAUCAAUCUUAUUUUCUUAUUUUUAUUGAUUUAUAUUUGUGCGAGACUGUUAAUGUAUAGGAAAACAAAAAAGACAACA